AGACCCACGCCACAGUAUUAUUUCCAUCAGAUACUCAUCUAUCAAUACUCCAUGUCUCAUCUUAAGGUUGGAAAAACUGAGACAGAAAGAGGGUUUCCUCAGCCUCCAAGACUAGCUGGCCGUAGCCAACUUCCUUUGUAGUUUCGGAAGCAGGUUUGUUGCCAUGGAAUCCACACUCUGAGAAGGGCUGAGGAGUAUAAAGGUAACCAUUUGUUUACUCUGUAGCUCUUCUUUUGGAAAAGCCUGACUGGUAGGAUUCCUUUAAGAGCUCAGCCCCGAAGUGAUUUAUCCCAUCCCUUUACCUACUUGAAAACCAAAACUCAGGGACACCUUGUGGAAGGGACACUUGUUGGGCUCUAUCGCUUCCUACAAAUGGCUAAUCCUGGAGGUGACACCGUGGGCAAUGGGACUCUCCACAACAGCAAGAAGCAGAGCAGCACCUCUCACGAUGAAAAGCACAUGAAUAACGGAGUAGUGAAAGAAAUACAGCAAAAUGGAAACUCAAAUUUAUAUGCAAAGACUGUUGUUGAGUCCUUCGAGGAACCACCUCUUCAUGCUUUGGUUACCACAUACAUGGGAUAUGGAAUUGCAACCCUGUUUGGCCAUUUCAGAGACUUUUUGAGAAACUCAGGACUAGAAAAGUGCAAUGCAGCUGUAGAGCGAGAAGAACAAAAACAUUUUGUGCCACUGUACCAAGACUUUGAGAAUUUUUAUACACGGAACCUUUAUAUGCGAAUCAGAGACAACUGGAGCCGGUCCAUUUGCAGUGCCCCUGGGCCUCUUUUUGACGUGAUGGAGAGAGUGUCAGACGACUAUAACUGGACAUUCAGGUUUACCGGAAAAGUCAUCAAAGACGUUAUUAACAUAGGCUCCUAUAACUUCCUUGGACUUGCAAACAAGUAUGAUGAGUCUAUGAGGACAGUAAAAGAUGUUUUAGAGACAUAUGGUGUGGGCAUAGCCAGCACCAGGCAAGAAAUGGGUACCGUGGAUAAACAUAAGGAGUUGGAGGAUCUCUUGGCCAAGUUCCUGAGUGUAGAAGCAGCAAUGAUUUUCGGGAUGGGAUUUGCAACAAACUCGACAAACAUCCCUGUACUAGUUGGAAAGGGAUGCCUCAUUUUAAGUGAUGAGUUGAACCACACCUCUAUCGUCCUCGGGGCCCGACUCUCAGGUGCAACCAUAAGGACCUACAAACACAACAAUAUACAGUGCCUAGAGAAGCUUCUGAGAGAUGCUAUCAUCUAUGGCCAGCCUCGAACCGGCAGAGCUUGGAGAAAGAUUCUCAUCCUGGUGGAGGGCGUGUACAGCAUGGAAGGUUCCAUCGUGAAUCUGCCCAAGAUCGUGGCUCUGAAGAAGAAAUACAAGGCCUACCUCUACAUAGAUGAAGCGCACAGUAUUGGGUCUGUGGGCCCAACUGGCCGGGGUGUCAGAGAAUACUUCGGUCUAGACCCUGAGGACAUUGACGUGUACAUGGGCACAUUCACCAAAAGCUUUGGAGCCUCGGGAGGUUACAUAGCUGGAAAAAAGGAACUUGUGGAUUACUUACGGGUUAACUCCCAUAGUGCUGCUUAUGCUGUAUCCAUGAGCCCUCCAAUAGCAGAGCAAAUCAUCAGAUCACUGAAACUCCUCAUGGGACUGGAUGGAACCACGCAAGGGUUGCAGAGAAUACAACAGCUUGCAAAAAACACAAAAUACUUCAGACACAAACUGAAGAAAAUGGGAUUCAUUAUCUACGGCAAUGAUGACUCUCCUGUUGUUCCCAUGCUCCUUUACCACCCUUGCAAAGUAGCGGCUUUUGCAAGGCAUAUGUUAGAGAAAAAAAUUGGUGUGGUGGUCGUUGGAUUUCCAGCCACUACACUUGCAGAAGCUCGGGCUCGGUUCUGUUUGUCAGCAACACAUACUCAGCAGAUGCUAGACACGGUUUUGGAAGCCAUUAAUGAAUUGGGUGAUCUCCUGGCUUUGAAAUAUUCCCGGCAAAGGAAGUCAUAACUCCCUGUACUCUAUGAUGAAACCAGCUUUGAACUUGACGAGAACUUAAAUUGAAUCUAAUUCAUCAUGGGGAGCAAAUCACUUAUCUACCUGCCAUGUGGAGCAAGAAGGAGCUUAGUCCUUUUCCAUCAAGAUCCAAGAUCCUUGGGGAAAUAGUUUCUAUUCUUGUGUACCAGAGGAGAGACCUAUUUCUGUGAGAGAGUCUGCAUUGAAGAUACCCAAUGUGUGAGAACAGCUAUGGUCCAAGUGGAAUGCCUCCCAGGUACAUUAGGAGAGACCUUACAUCAGAAGAGCAUAUGGCAUGUAGAAUGAACUUGCUUAAUAGGGCAAUGUGAAGAAUGAGAAUAUUUUUAUUUUUACAAAUAAAAGUCCCCUGCUGGAUUUAUAAGACCAUGACUUCAACUCAAUAGGGAUACAGUCUUAAUAUCACAGCUUAGUCUUUUAGUAAAGAGACUUUUUCUACCAGAAAUACAACAUUAUAUAUUCCCAACCCAACUAAACACACAUACACACACACACACACACACACACACACACACACACACACACACUAUUCUUUACAGAGGAAGUAGGUAAAGAUUAGAAAUAAUCUAAUUGGAUAGAGACAGAUGGAAGAUGUUCUAGAAAGCAGGCUUCAGGGGAAAAAAAAUAAAAGUUCUGAUUGGCAUUUGUAAGGAUGAUACAUCUGCAUAUGAAGAAAAUGGCAUAGACUCACUCCUAGUCUUCAUUUGGAAUGAAGGUGUCACGGAUGUUUAGCUAUAUUGCUUUUCAACAUGUUUUGGUUUGACUAAGACUACAAGCUUCAGAAUUUACUAGGAACCUUGUUAAUAUGCAGAUCUCUGGGUCCCAUAUCACACCUCCAUUCAAGCCAUGAUGGUGCCGAGCAAACUACAAUUUAACAAGCUUUCUCAGGUGAUUCUAAUGCAUGCCAGCAUUUGAGAAUCAUUAUUGGAGCUCUUGGUAGAGCCAUUGACUCUCGAUUUUCUGCUGACAUUUUAGGGUGCUAAUACUGGCAAAGUGAAGUGAAUUCAUCCCAUGGCCAUCCUUCCUUCUUCAGUGGGAUAUUUCCUUCCCAUAUUCUUCAACUGCUCUUUCUGCAAGAAUGGAUCAACCCAAUAUUGAAGAAUAAUCUGCUAUACACUUGAUCAAAAUUCCUUCUCCAAUUCUCACCUACAUCAUUCCUUAUGAGAUGUCUCUUUUACUUUGUUACACAUUGUGCCUUUCAAUAUGAUGCCUUUUUUCUCUUCCUACUUUUAGAAAAAAACUUCAACCUCUGAUUAUUUAUUUAUUCCAGCAAUAGCUCCUCAGUAGGGUGAAAUUCUUAGCAGUUCUUCAGACAUGCAGUGUUGCUUUGUAUUUUCUUCAGAAGCAGCGAAUAUAUAUAAAUGACUUACUCUAGUUAAAAAAAUCUAAGUUCAGAUGAUGAAACCUAGAUUCAAACAUGUACUGUGAUUUAUAGCAAUAAUAAUUUUAAUAAAAACAAUGGUAACAUCA
Molecule: messenger RNA, 3480 nt
Organism: Chinchilla lanigera (long-tailed chinchilla)
Lineage: Eukaryota; Metazoa; Chordata; Mammalia; Rodentia; Chinchillidae
Gene: Sptlc3
Product: serine palmitoyltransferase, long chain base subunit 3
Exons: 14
Coding region: 373-1986 (537 amino acids)
Biological process (GO): ceramide biosynthetic process; sphingosine biosynthetic process
Cellular component (GO): serine palmitoyltransferase complex
Molecular function (GO): serine C-palmitoyltransferase activity; pyridoxal phosphate binding
Source: RefSeq, a predicted model, not a curated record